This is a messenger RNA of Diachasmimorpha longicaudata, 1964 nucleotides long. It is a transcript of the gene Ak2, whose product is annotated as Adenylate kinase 2. Lineage: Eukaryota; Metazoa; Arthropoda; Insecta; Hymenoptera; Braconidae. Gene Ontology annotation, cellular component: mitochondrion; cytoplasm. The record is from RefSeq and is a predicted model, not a curated record. The coding region runs from base 37 to 786 and encodes 249 amino acids. The transcript has 2 exons. Gene Ontology annotation, biological process: ADP biosynthetic process. Gene Ontology annotation, molecular function: ATP binding; AMP kinase activity.
UGUUGUCUCAUAAAUUAAUCAAGAGGACGAGUGAUAAUGGCACCUGCAGCUGAACCAGCCGUGAAGGAGAAGCUUGAAAAGCCAUCCCGGGGUAUCAAUGCUGUUCUACUUGGACCACCGGGGAGUGGAAAAGGAACACAGGCCCCACUCCUGAAGGAGAGGUACUGCGUGUGCCACCUGUCCACUGGUGACAUGCUGCGUGCCGAGGUGGAGGGCGGUUCAAAAUUGGGUGCUGAACUGAAGAAGAUAAUGGACCAGGGCCAGCUGGUGAGUGACGACCUCGUCGUGGAGAUGAUCGACAAGAACCUGGACAAGCCCGAGUGCAAGCGGGGCUUCCUUCUCGACGGUUUUCCCAGGAGUGUCCCUCAGGCUGAGAAGCUGGAUGGCCUCCUAGCCAAGAGAAAACAGCAGCUAGAUGCUGUCAUCGAGUUUGGAAUCGACGACAACUUGCUCGUCAAGAGGAUCACAGGACGUCUGAUUCACAUGCCAAGUGGAAGGUCCUAUCACGAGGAGUUCGCACCCCCCAAGGUCCCCAUGAAGGACGAUGUCACUGGUGAAGCACUCACCAGGAGGUCUGAUGACAAUGCCACUGCCUUGAAGAAGCGUUUGGCAACUUAUCAUGAUCAGACACUGCCGUUGGUGGAUUACUACGCCAUCCAGGGGGUUCACAACUACGUCAAUGCUGCCAAAUCCAGUGAGCAAGUGUUCAAGGACAUUGAUGCCAUCUUCAUGAAGGCUAUCAAGCAGGACAAGGAGAAGAAGAGCUUCUUCAGCAGAUUUUUUUGAGACUCAAGCAACUCCAGUGUUAUCUUUCAGAAUAUUUUUCUCGGGGUUAGGGAUGAUUUAGAUGUUACAGAGGAUUAUUUAAUUGUAAUGCAGACGUAUGCAAGAUUCCAGUUGUCGUAGGGAGCUAGCUUCAAUUUUAAAGGGCGCAUUCAGGUGGAGGAGGCGCUAUCGAACGUGGAAAACAGUUUUUGGAAACAGAUCUUGGGAAUUUCUUGGAUAAUUCUUAUUCUUAUUAGUUUUUGGCAGUUUUCAAGGGAAUAUCUGAGGAAAAAGUCAACAGAAUUGAAUUUUUAUAGGUCAUUUAUUAUGUUGAAAUCUUUUUUGUGGAUCGACCAAUUUAUUCUCUGCGAGGAAGUUCAGCAACAUUUGGAAAAAUUGGGCUGAGAAAAUUCUGCGGACUUUUUCUGGAACAUAUUUAAUGGUGAAUCGUCUAGGGAAUUUGAAUUAGGACUUUCCUUGUAUUUUUGCGUUGUCGAUAUGAGAUCACGAUUUUAAGAUUUUUCGGGUCAUAGGAGGGGGUAAAACUCGAUGAUUCGAGAGCAUAUUUUCGAUAGAAAUCUUGGAAAUUAAUUUGUCUUGUGGAAUAAGAAACAACACUCGAGAUUUACAAUUGCAAAACGAGCGACUAAUCGGUUAAUCGAGUUUUAUCUGUAUCUUAUCGAAUAAUAAACUUCAAAUCAUUCAUAAAAUGCUGCCAAUUCUUCGCGCACAGACACAUUUUUUACUUAUUGAUUUGUCCUCAUCGAUUCAGCAGCGAAAUGGUAAAACGAGAUAAGUCGACUCGUCUCUCCUAGUUUAUGAGGAAUAUCUCCGGAUCUAAAAGAGAUAACGAAAUUUUUGUAAUAACAUUUGUUGUAGCGCACGAUUCGCUCUACAAAAAAGGUCAUAACAACAAUUUUAUUAUCUUUAUCACAGUCCGAGAUAUUCGCCAUCGACUGGUCAAUAGUCAAAAGUUACUUAUCUGUGUUUACCACUUCGUUAUUGAACUCGAAGCUUACCUCGUUAAAUGAGUGAAUUGCCUAAUAAAUGUACAUACAAAGUAAGUCUAAUAUUUUUAGAUGAUAUUGAAGCGAACAGAAUGGAAAUACGUUUAUAAAUAUGAUGAGAUAUAUUCUGUUACAUAAUGUAAUGUAUACAAUUGGGAAACGAGGAAAGAUAAUAAAAUUUCUGAUAGACAA